Propithecus coquereli (Coquerel's sifaka) is the source of this 623-nucleotide messenger RNA. It is a transcript of the gene CCK, whose product is annotated as cholecystokinin. Gene Ontology annotation, biological process: digestion. Bases 3 to 350 code for a protein of 115 amino acids. Gene Ontology annotation, molecular function: neuropeptide hormone activity. The transcript has 2 exons. The record is from RefSeq and is a predicted model, not a curated record. Gene Ontology annotation, cellular component: axon; extracellular region. NCBI's taxonomy places the organism in Eukaryota, Metazoa, Chordata, Mammalia, Primates, Indriidae.
CAAUGAACGGGGGCGUGUGCCUGUGCGUGCUGAUGGCCGUGCUGGCGGCGGGCGCCCUGACGCAGCCCGUGUCCCCGGCAGAUCCCGCGGGCUCCGGGGUGCCCCGGGCAGAGGAGGCGCCCCGGAGGCAGCUGAGGGCAGUGCAGAGGACGGACGACGAGUCCCGAGCGCACCUGGGCGCGCUGCUGGCCAGAUACAUCCAGCAGGCCCGGAGAGCUCCUUCUGGCCGAAUGUCCAUCAUUAAGAACCUGCAGAGCCUGGACCCCAGCCACAGGAUAAGUGACCGGGACUACAUGGGCUGGAUGGAUUUCGGCCGGCGCAGUGCCGAGGAGUACGAGUACCCCUCCUAGGGGACCUGGCCUCCGUCAGCCCGCCAGGAAGCAACCUCCUGACCCAGAGGAGACAGAAUAAGAAAACAAUCACACUCAUAACUCGUUGUCUCUGAAGUUUGACAUUUUAAGUAUCUAUUUAUUAAGUUCUCAAUGUGAAAAAUCUGUCUGUAAGAUUGUCCAGUACAACCAUACACCUCAGCAGAAUUGUGCAAAUGGAAGACAAAAUGUUUCCUUCAUCUGUGACUCCUGGUCCUAAAAUGUUGCUAUGCUAUUAAAGUGAUUUCAUUCUGC